Morus notabilis is the source of this 1362-nucleotide messenger RNA. RefSeq names its product DCN1-like protein 2. Gene Ontology annotation, biological process: protein neddylation; positive regulation of ubiquitin-protein transferase activity. Gene Ontology annotation, cellular component: ubiquitin ligase complex. The record is from RefSeq and is a predicted model, not a curated record. Gene Ontology annotation, molecular function: ubiquitin conjugating enzyme binding; ubiquitin-like protein binding; cullin family protein binding. The transcript is spliced from 11 exons. Bases 199 to 978 code for a protein of 259 amino acids. NCBI's taxonomy places the organism in Eukaryota, Viridiplantae, Streptophyta, Magnoliopsida, Rosales, Moraceae.
CAAUUAAAGCCAGCCCACCCCCUAUAGAGAGAGACAGACAGAGAGAGAGAGAGGAAGCCAAGAGUGGGAAGUGGUUCUGUGAGAGAGAAACAAAAGACUAGCUCGACAAACCCUAGCUUUCUCUCUCAAGAACCCCUCUAUCUCUCUCUAAAAACAGAAGAAUUUCGCUUGUUGUUCUUUCUGCCACCUCCAACCAAAAUGCAUAAGUUGGGUAGGGGUCACCGUGACAAAGUGCAGCAGUUCAUGACAAUAACUGGAGCAAGUGAAAAAGUUGCUCUGCAGGCUUUGAAGGCCAGUGAUUGGCAUCUUGAAGGAGCAUUUGAUGUAUUCUACAGCCACCCCCAGUUUAAAUCGUUUACUGAUACUAGACACUUGGAGGAGCUUUACAACAGAUAUAAAGAUCCAUACAUGGAUAUGAUACUAGCAGAUGGUAUUACUGUCCUUUGCAAUGAUAUUCAGGUGGAUCCUCAAGAUAUAGUCAUGCUAGUUGUUUCAUGGCAUAUGAAGGCCGCCACCAUGUGUGAAUUUUCCAAGCAGGAGUUUAUUGGAGGAUUACAAGCAGUAGGGAUAGAUAGUCUGGAAAAGUUCCGUGAAAGAAUACCUUUUAUGCGCUCAGAGCUGAAAGAUGAACAAAAGUUCCGAGAGAUAUACAACUUUGCUUUUGGCUGGGCAAAGGAAAAGGGUCAAAAGUCUUUGGCUUUGGAUACUGCAAUUGGAAUGUGGCAAUUACUAUUUGCUGAAAAGCAGUGGCCGCUGGUUGAACACUGGUGCCAGUUUUUACAGGCGCGACAUAAUAAAGCCAUCUCGAGGGACACAUGGUCUCAGCUAUUGGAGUUUGCAAGGACGGUGGACCCCUCGCUGUCGAAUUACGAUCCUCAAGGUGCUUGGCCAUAUCUCAUCGAUGAGUUUGUUGAGUACUUACUGGAGAAUCACCUAAUCCAAGCUGAUCAAAUGACUGAUUGGAACCAGAAGCGGUGAUGUAUUGUUGGACUGGUGAAUUAGGAGUGUUUUCUUAUUUUUCAUUAGUGUGAUGAAGUUGUGCUGCCUUGUGAUUGCGCUCAGAUUGGCAAAAUAAGACCAAAUAGGGAAAAGAAAAAAAAAGAAAAAAAGAAAAAAAGGGUUAAAAAAGACUUGCUCAUUCAAACAAUGUUUCCAUUGGCAUUGUUCAUGAUCAGUAAAUGAGAAUGUUGGUAUUGGUAUAUGCAAUUUCUGUUCAAAUAAAAGACAGGAACUGAACACCCGGUGCUUACGUUUUGGUUUGAGGAAUAACUCAUCUUUGUAAUCUCUUUAAGAUUUCACGCGCAUCAUGUAUAUGUGUGUACAUAUAUGUUAGCCAUCACUUUGUGGAUUUUGGUUGCCUGA